Molecule: messenger RNA, 2325 nt
Organism: Ichthyophthirius multifiliis
Lineage: Eukaryota; Ciliophora; Oligohymenophorea; Hymenostomatida
Exons: 6
Biological process (GO): ribosome disassembly; mitochondrial translation
Cellular component (GO): mitochondrion
Molecular function (GO): GTPase activity; GTP binding; translation elongation factor activity
Source: RefSeq, a predicted model, not a curated record
AUGCUAUAUUAUUCAGGUGCAUUAUUAGAGCCAGGAGAGGUGCAUGAUGGAAACACAGUUAUGGAUUACAUGCAAUAAGAAAGAGACAGAGGUAUAACAAUAAGAUCAGCAGCUAUUUCAUUUAACUGGAAUGGACAUUAAUUUAAUCUUAUAGACACUCCAGGCCAUAUCGAUUUUACAGGCGAAGUAGAAAGAUCCCUAAGAGUUUUAGAUGGUGCGAUUGCUAUAUUUGAUGGUGUUUCUGGCGUUUAAGUAAAAAAAUAAAAUAAAAAAAAGAUAAAUUUAAAUAAAAAGACCUAAAGUGAAAUGGUGUGGUCGUAAUCAAACAAGUUUAACAUUCCAAGAUUAGCAUUUAUAAAUAAAAUGGAUAGAAACGGAGCGAAUUUAGAAAGUACUUUAGAUUCUAUUCAAACUAAACUUUGUGUAGAUCCUUUAGUAUUAUAAUAUCCUAUCGGUGAUAGUGAUUAAUUUAAAGGUGUUGUAGAUUUAAUAUCAAUGAAAAAAAUUAUUUGGGCUGAUUUAUUAGGAAAUGUUGUUAAAUUUUCUGAUUUAGAAAAAUCUGAUGGUAAAUUAUAUACAUCUUCAAUGGAAUAUAGAGAGAAACUAUUAGAAACAAUAAUGCUUUAUGAUGAAGAAAUAGAUAAUAUUGAGAGUUUAAGUUAAUAAUAACUUGAAUAAUCUAUAAAAAGAAUUCUUCUCAAAUAUCCAAAAGAUUGUUGUGCCAUAUUAAUUGGAAGUUCUUUAAAAAAUAAAGGUAUUCAACCUUUGAUGGAUGCUAUUAUUAAAUAUUUACCUUAACCUGAAGAACUUGGGCCUGUAAAAUGUGCAAAAUAACCUGAUUUAUUAAGAUAAGUAAAACAUCAAGAAAAACUUUCUGCUUAUGUAUAUAAAAUUGUUAAUGAUUAAUAAAAAGGCGCUUUAACUUAUUUUAGAGUUUAUUCAGGAUCUAUUUAAAAUAAAUAAUAAAUAAUAUAUUCAUAAACAGGGACUAAAGAAAAAGUUAUGCAAUUAUUAAGGGUUAGAGCUGAUAAUUAUGUGGCUGUAAAUUAAAUCUCUGCAGGUGAUAUUGGGGCUAUAUAAGGAUUAAAACAAAGUAAAAGCGGAUAUACUAUAUUAGAUUCAAAAGAUGGUGAAAAUUUUACUUUGGAACAAUUGUAAAUGCCUUAGCCUGUUUUUAUGGCAAGCUUAGAAUAUUAAUCUUUGAAAGAUAAAAUUCCUUUAUAAAAUGCAUUAGAAUAAAUAUGCAGAGAAGAUAAUUCUUUAUAAUAUGUUGAUGAUGAAAACUUGGGCCAAAUAAUAGUUAAAGGACUAGGAGAACUUCAUUUAGAAAUACUAAGGGAUAGAUUAUAAACUGAAUAUAAUUUGGAUACGAAAUUAGGAAAAAUGAGAGUUUAGUAUAAAGAAAGUAUUAGUGAUAGCUAUGAAAUUAUAUAUAAAUAUGAAAAAAUGAUUAAAGGAAAACCUAACUUUUUUGAACUAUCAUUAAAAAUCGAACCUAAUUUUUUUGAUGAAGAAGAGAGUUCGGAUAAAUUUAAUUAAUAGAAUGAAUUAAAUAAAAUUGAAUAUGGAUUUAAAAGAGAUAUAGAAUGGGAUAUAAACUAUAAAGAAUAUAAAAGAAGAUUAGUUGAAAAAUAAUUAAAAAAGUUAGAAUUAGAUGACUAAUAAAAUGAAUAAAGAGUGAAUGAAAAUAAAACUUUUGCUUAGUUAUAAUUAGAAAAACUUAAAUAUAUUAAAAAUCCAGAAAAACCUGUCGAAAUAGAGAAAAUAAUCGAUGAAUAUGGCGAAGAUUCCUUAUUUUAACUGUCCGGUUUAGAUUUUGAUUUAUUUCAUUUGAUGGAAACUACCAUUUAAAAUGGGUUACUAUCUGGAACUUUAAUGAGUUAUCCUUUGGUCGAUUGUAAAGUAACAAUAUUAGGAGGAAAAUUUUCAAGCAAAAGAACAACUGAAUUAGGAAUUUAAAUGUGUACAGGUGAAUUAAUGUAAGAUCUUAUAAACAAUGCAAAUCCUUAAUUGUUAGAACCAGUUAUGGAUUUAGAAGUAUCAACUCCUUUUGAAUUCGAAAGAUAAAUUAUUAAUGAUAUAAGCUCUAAUAAAAGAGGUAGAGUAAAUGAAUUAAUUGAAGAGAAUAAAAUGUUUGGGCUUUAAAGUAGCUAAUCUACUCGAACCUUAAUUAAAGCAGUUGUUCCUUUGGUUGAAACUGUUGGAUAUAGCACUUAUUUAAGAUCUAUAAGUAAGGGAGAAGCUCAUUUUUUAAUGAAAUUUAAAAAAUUCGAAUUUGUUGGCGGAUUAAGAUAAAAAGAAAUUAUUAAUGGAUGCACUAUAUGA